UUAAGUAAUCUUAGUAAUGUAUCCAGACCAUAGGACGCUGGUAUCGAAGAGAGGAAGCUCCCGUUCUCCGCAUGAACCAUGACAUCAUGGCCUCUUCAUUUCGCAGCCUAUCCGGCUAUCUCCUGAUUGCCUGGUGAAGCCACUCUCGAUACUAUCCAGUCCUUCUCUGCAUCCGGGCACCCUGCGUAUCCACACGGGCAACGCCACUCUUGGUUCCGCGAAUCCCAAGGCGUGCCUGGCUGAGGGACCAAGAUGAGGAGAAGGCAAAGGAAACUCAAUCAGGGCACAUGCAACCGGUUAUCUAUCCUCUUCGUUUCACAUUCCACGUUCCACUUGUAUCCUGUCCUCAUAUAAAUAAAGUAAGGGUAUCCCGUCAGCAGCCGCUCCCUCCUGAUUCCCGUCUCACCACCCACCAUUGAGAUUCUAUCGCCCACCAAACCUACAACACAUCACAAGUAUUACCGCCCAUCAUGCCUCAGACUAUUCCCACAGCCAGUCGUCUCACCGACCUCUUCAGCUUGAAGGGCAAGGUCGUUGUCGUCACCGGAGCUUCCGGCCCCCGAGGCAUGGGAAUUGAAGCUGCGCGUGGUUGCGCCGAGAUGGGCGCCGACCUGGCCAUCACAUAUUCGUCCCGCAAAGAGGGCGCAGAGAAAAACGCUGCAGAGCUGGAAAAAGAGUAUGGCGUCAAGGUCAAGGUGUACAAGAUCAAUGUGAGCGAGUACAAAGACGUUGAAAAGUUCGUCGAUCAAGUGGUUUCCGAUUUUGGCAAGAUUGAUGCCUUCAUCGCCAACGCCGGUGCGACAGCAAACAGCGGAGUUGUCGAUGGCAGUUCUGACGACUGGGAUCAUGUUAUCCAGAUCGAUCUGAGCGGCACUGCGUAUUGCGCAAAGGCCGUCGGCGCUCACUUCAAGAAGCAGGGUCGCGGAUCCUUUGUCAUCACAGCUUCAAUGUCUGGCCACGUCGCAAACUUCCCUCAGGAACAGACCUCAUACAACGUUGCCAAGGCUGGCUGCAUACAUCUGGCGCGCUCUCUGGCCAACGAAUGGCGCGAUUUCGCCCGAGUCAACAGCAUCUCGCCCGGCUAUAUCGAUACCGGCCUAUCCGACUUUAUCGAUCCCAAGACACAAGAGCUAUGGAGGAGCAUGAUCCCAAUGGGACGCAAUGGCGAUGCUAAAGAACUAAAGGGCGCGUAUGUCUAUCUCGUCAGCGAUGCCAGUUCAUAUACGACCGGAGCCGACAUUGUAAUCGACGGAGGAUACACUACCCGAUAGAUAAACAUUCUUCUUUCCUCUGUUGUUCGUUCUAAACUUUCCUG
This is a messenger RNA of Trichoderma harzianum CBS 226.95, 1315 nucleotides long. RefSeq lists its product as hypothetical. Bases 471 to 1271 code for a protein of 266 amino acids. Lineage: Eukaryota; Fungi; Ascomycota; Sordariomycetes; Hypocreales; Hypocreaceae. The transcript has 2 exons. Gene Ontology annotation, molecular function: oxidoreductase activity, acting on NAD(P)H, oxygen as acceptor. Gene Ontology annotation, cellular component: intracellular anatomical structure. The record is from RefSeq and is a predicted model, not a curated record.